UGUAAGAGUUAGGACACACCAUACUGGACCACUCAUCUUGCGCUGAAAUAUCUCACCGGAAAGCCUUGUUGGAUCUAAUUACAGCAGCGCGUCAACUUGUCGCAAGGCUGAGCUGUAUCACUCUAUUUAAACCUUGGUCUUUGCAUACGAUAUCUCAGGUGCCGAGGUGCGCCGGGUAUAUGUACAUUUAUUGGAUGGUAGCCUGCCGUACCCUGUCGUGCUGAGCUUUUUUAUAUUUACACCACUUCUUCAUGUCCGACUGCUAACGCGUCAAGGGCUAGCCAAGAGCUGAAAAUAUAGUGAUCAAGAUAAACAUUGCGGUACUCGCCAAUAGGAUGUCGCCCCAAAGACGCAUCUUACCCAUGUUAAGAUCUUACAUUUGCAGCCGGACAUGGGAACAAAGUGUAAUUGCAUUCAACCCCUGAGGUGGACAUGCUGGUAUCAAAGCAGCACCCGCGAAGAAAGCUAACUAUAAAGCUACCAGAGAGAUUGCUAUUUUUCCUCCGCAAUGCUCCCCUCUUCUUCAACAUGCAUUCAUCUCCUCAACCAAGUUAUUAUACCAUUCACCUAGGAACAUGGACCAAUUGGUCGCGCGGUCCAGUCUUCGGUGCCACGCUCACUCUUAAUCAAAGAGAUGGAGCGCUCUUAAUCGCAUUCGUUGCGCUCUUCGUCACUAUUGUCGGAACCAAUUUCUGGAGACUGGCCUGCUACGCCUUGCACUCUUAUCGCUCGACUGAGAUGCCUCGCGACGCCCUUCAUCAUCAGGUACAGGCAGCUCUCCGCAACUCAGCCAACGGCACAAGUGGAACAUGGAGCCUUGUAACCAUUCUCAAGGCUUGGAAAAAGGAUUCCAAGCGGCCAUACUAUCGAGUCCUACCCCUAAUUGCGCUUGCAAUGUGCGUUAUGGGUGCUUUUGCAGCGGCAUCCGGCUUCUCCUCGAGUAUAUCUACGGCUCUAGGCAACGAAGUGCUCAUUCGGAGCGAACAUUGUGGCCAUAUAAAUCUGAAGAGUAAUUCGACGAUUACAGACAUAGACACAACUCUAUUUCCGUAUUGGACGGACCAUACCGUUGCCUACGCCAACUAUGCGACCCAAUGCUAUGCGAACAACUCGAUCAACCGAGAGAGUUGCAAUUUCUACAUCAGAGAAAGACUCUUGCCAGCGCAGAUUACAAAAAAUACUAGCUGCCCGUUCGGGGGCGAUAUUUGCAGAAGCCCUAAUCACUCACUAGUCUUGGAUUCCGGACUCCUCAACGCACACGAUGAUCUGGGAGUUAAUCUCCCUCCGGACAAACAAUUCUACUACAGAACCAAGGUCCUAUGUUCGCCUGUGAAAACAGAAUCUUACCAGAGAUUGCAUACAUAUACGAAAAACGGCAUUACGAAUACCUUUGUAAUAUAUUAUUAUGGGAAUCUCAUAGACGAGGACUACAAUCUUCCAAACCAGGACUCUCAUUUUCAGAUGAGAGUCAACUCGGACUUCACCACCGAUAAGAUGGUUACUGACGCGGACUAUACUAUCAGUCAAAUUGAAGCCGUAUUUGGUAACGGCUCAUACUCAACCUUCUAUCCUAUCCCAGAACUAGCGUAUCCUAACGCUGAUAUCUCCUUCUUCUUUCUUUCCGCCAACGAUGUCGCGUUUGCGCAAGACGUUAAUGAUGACUGGUACUCAGCGCACAAGGCUAGCCCCGGUACGUAUGUCCUUAAUGGCAUACGUCACCAUCUACGUCUACAAGAUUCUCCGGGAUCUGUACUAGCAUGUGCAAACCAGCACCAGUGGUGCAUAACCAAAGAUCAUUGCACGGCACUUCUGAGCUUUGACGACGCGAUACAGAGUGUUGGGGAUCUCAUUGGCAGCAGCAACGAGCUGUACAAUCGACUCUACUGGGCCAUCGCGGCGUUCAUCCAAAGCACGCCGACCGUCGAAAACAUUGUUCGCAGCUUGCGUACGCAAGCCCUAACGGCGCGCGCCAGUCUCACUAAUGGCGUACAAGGGCCGUUAGCGGACAACCAGUGGCAGCUAGAAGUCGAAAGCUGGUUCAACACCGUCCUAGCCACCAUACAGGGCAUGUAUGUGGACGUAGCCACGGGGCCAUCAAACAAGGACGUCUUACCCUAUCUCAAUCGCCCAGGCUCGAAGGAACAACACUAUUUUUGCAAUAACCAGAAAAUCCGCAGUACAGCCUACACCAACUUUUCACUCUUUGGACUAACUCUAAUCCUCGCUCUCGGCACCAUCAUCAUCAUCAUCUCCACCUUUCUCGAGCCGAUUGUCUCAUUCAUCCUCCGCUGCCGCCGUGCCGACACCUACGCUCAUCUCGAAUGGGGCGCGAACGAGACGCUGCAGCUGCAGCGGCUAGCACACGAGGGCGUUGGCCUGGGGCGCUGGAAGCGGUGUGAAGAAGCGGUGCCUGUCACGGAGAGGGGCGAUGUCUUGGGCGUGCUUGAUCUGGAGGAAAAAGGACAUGUAAGGCUGAAGGCUCCAGUGAGUGGGUGGGAGGAGGAGGAGGAGGAGGAGGAGGGGAAAGCGACUGUGAUGACGGCUGUAGAGGAGACGCAGAAAGGUGGCAGCGACUCGGAUGUGGGGAGUGAGCGUCGAGGGACAUCGGUCGGUAGUAAGCUGACUGAAGAGAGACAGCAGCGUCGGGAAGAGUGAGAUAUGUGUAGUGUUGGACGUGAAUGUUUAUGGCUCUGGAUAAAUUGCACACCAAUCAAGAUAAC
Aplosporella prunicola CBS 121167 is the source of this 2720-nucleotide messenger RNA. RefSeq lists its product as uncharacterized. Lineage: Eukaryota; Fungi; Ascomycota; Dothideomycetes; Botryosphaeriales; Aplosporellaceae. The coding region runs from base 433 to 2655 and encodes 740 amino acids. The transcript is spliced from 3 exons. The record is from RefSeq and is a predicted model, not a curated record.